AUGAGUGUGUUGUAUGUCUGUGCUACAGCAAACACCAUCUUGGGAAGAAAAGCUUUUAUUUCAAAGAAAAGUGGCAAAUCUGUAACACAAGAGGUUCAAAGCGAAAGUGUUACCAAAGAAGGAGUGAUUCUUACGAUUUAUGACACACCAGGAAUCUUUGACCCAAAAACACAAAAAAUGAGUCCUGAAGAAUUUCUUAGACAACACGAUGGGCUUCCAGAUUUUAAUACAGAAAAUCCACUUGUGUAUCUGCUGGUGAUGAAGACUGACAGACUCACUGAAGAAGAGAAAAGGACAGUUGAGAUGAUUGAAGACUAUUUGCCAGAUUUUCUCAAAAAGAACACCUGGAUCAUUUUCACCAGAGGAGAUGAGCUGGAGAGAGAAGAUCAGACCAUAGAGGAACUCAUAGAAGAUUCUGAAGACCUCAAAGAAGUUGUUCAGAGAUUUGACAACAGAUACUUUGUCUUCAACAACAUCACUCCAGAUCCUACACAAGUGGAUAAAUUAAUAGAGAAGAUUAAAGAAGUAAAGCCAGAGAAACGAAGUGAGACAGAGACGCUUCUAGAAAGACGAACACCUGCCGAGAACAACAGCAAAGAGCGAAGACUGAUUCUGCUGGGAAAGACAGGCGUUGGGAAAAGUGCCACAGGAAACAUCAUACUGGGGGGAAAAGUGUUUAAAUCUGAGUGUAGUUUAAACACUGUAACAUUACAGUCUGAGGUUCAGAAAUCUGUCAUUGCAGGGAGAGAAGUGUCAGUUAUUGAUACUCCUGGAUUUUUUGAUCCAAAUACAAGUCCAACAAAAAUAUCUCUAGAGAUUGCAAGGAGUCUUAAGCUUUGCAGUGGAGGCCCUCAUGCAUUCUUAUAUGUGGUAUCACUUUCAGAGAGGUUCAUAAAAGCAGAUGAAGCUGUUAUUAAAAACAUUGAAAAGAUAUUUGGAAAAGAAGUGUCAAAGUACACAAUCGCUGUGUUCACCCACAGUGAUCAGUUAGAGGGAAAGAGUGCAGAAAAUCUGAUCAGACAGAAUGAAACACUUAGCAGGUUUGUUCAGCGGUGUGGAGAAAGAUACCACAUCAUGAACAACAAAGACAUGAAAAACAGAAAGCAGGUGAAUGAUCUACUGCAGAAGAUUGACACAAUGGUAGAUGAAAAUGGAGGAGGCUGUUACUCCAAUAAGUUGUUAGAAGACGCUAUGAUUCUCACAGUUGAAGAAUUAUUUAACAAGUACAAGAUGUUUUUCAUCUCUGUAGCUUUGUGUUAA
This is a messenger RNA of Megalobrama amblycephala (Wuchang bream), 1260 nucleotides long. RefSeq names its product GTPase IMAP family member 8-like. Lineage: Eukaryota; Metazoa; Chordata; Actinopteri; Cypriniformes; Xenocyprididae. Bases 1 to 1260 code for a protein of 419 amino acids. Gene Ontology annotation, molecular function: GTP binding. The record is from RefSeq and is a predicted model, not a curated record. The transcript has 2 exons.